Fraxinus pennsylvanica is the source of this 1476-nucleotide messenger RNA. The record is from the annotation of a GenBank genome assembly. Lineage: Eukaryota; Viridiplantae; Streptophyta; Magnoliopsida; Lamiales; Oleaceae.
AUGGCGGAAUCUAAUUCAGAGGAAUUGUUGGCUGCUGCUGGAGGCAAUGAUGAGCAACUGAAUUUUGCACAAUAUAAAAUGAUGCAAACAUCACUGACACGAAUUCCUAACUCAACCAAAUCAUUUAUCGCUGUUGGAUCCAAGAAUCCUAUUUCGACUGGUAAUUCUGUGGUAAAUCCCGACAUUCGUAUUAAUGUUGUCACGGAUUUUAACUUAGAAGAAGACACAAAUACCACAAAAUCAAGCUGGAAGAUGGGUAAAAGGCAAGAGUUAGGUUAUAAUGGAGAUCAUACGAAGGGAAUAGAUCCUACGCAAGUUUGUUCAGACAUUGACCUUAAUGGCAAAAGCACUGGAGACCAUGGCUUGAUGGCGAAAGACAAGGCUAUUCGGAUGCAGGAAAACCCAACAAAGCGAAAAUUAGCUGAUGACAGGGUAGGCAUUGCAACAGGUUUGGGGAGUCCUCGAGCAUUCGCAAAUUUGAGGCGACUUGUCCAGGACAGGAAGCCAUCUCUCAUCUUCCUUCUAGAGACUCGACUAGGAGGCUAUAGAACUCAGGAUUUUCACAUCAAACUUGGUUUCAAUGGUGGAAUAAGUGUAGAUAGUGUGGGCAACAGUGGUGGUUUAAUGUUGAUGUGGCAAGAGGAGUGGGAGGUCCAGCUUCUAUCCUUCUCGAAAUUCCAUCUCCAUUUUGUUGUUUCUUACAAACAUGGACAAAAAUGGAACAUCGUUAAUUUCUAUGGAGAUCCAGUUGCUUCGGAACGCCACAACUCUUCGACACUAUUACGAAGACUGGUGGGGGGUUGUGCUCACCCGGCUGUAUGCAUAGGCGAUUGUAAUGAAAUUUUGAUGGCUAACAAGAAAUGGGGAGGCAAUAACUGUACUAUAUUUUCUAUGGAUGGUUUUAAGGAUAUGGUACAUGAAUGUGAAUUGAGUGAUCUUGGCUUCUCGGGUCCAGAAUUCACGUGGGCUAAACACUCUCGUGCGGACAAUAAUAUUCUGAUCACCUUGCCAUUGAACUCGUCCUACAUUGAAAUAUUGGGGGAACUCCAAUGCGGAGGAGGCAACGCCAAUUCAAAUUUGAGCCACUUUGGCUAUUCCGUGAACCCAGUAGUCUCAGAUCAAAUGAAUGGAAUACUUGGGGAAGCUUUUGCUGACAAAGAGGUCAGUGAACCGGAAGGGGUGAUAUCCAUUGGGGUUGUAAUUUGUAAUCAUCGUGGGGAGGUAAUGGGAUUGCUGGGCAAAGUCGUGAAUGGAAAUUAUUCUCCACUCACAACGAAAAUGUUAGCCAUCACAGAGGGACUGGAAUCUGCAGCAGAAAUUGGGUUAUGGGUUCACAUUGCAGAAACGGAUUCACUGUUCUCGGUCCAAAUCAUCAACCUUCAUUUUCCAUUUUGUCCUGUGCUGAAUGUAGCUGAGGAUUGCAGACUUCUCAUGGCUCGAAUGGGAACUGUCUUAUUCGACGCUCUUCAAGACUGA